Messenger RNA from Tachysurus vachellii, 2321 nucleotides. RefSeq names its product tripartite motif containing 35-30 (gene trim35-30). The coding region runs from base 39 to 1460 and encodes 473 amino acids. The record is from RefSeq and is a predicted model, not a curated record. Gene Ontology annotation, molecular function: protein binding; zinc ion binding. The transcript has 6 exons. Lineage: Eukaryota; Metazoa; Chordata; Actinopteri; Siluriformes; Bagridae.
GGACCGACAGAUGCUCCAUCGUCUCUUCGUAUGACAACAUGAAUUCCAGACCUUCUUUGACUGAAGAUGAUUUCUCCUGUCCUGUGUGCUGUGACAUCUUCAGGGAGCCUUUACUCCUGGCCUGCUCCCACAGCAUCUGUAAGAGCUGCCUUAACACCUUCUGGCAGCAGAGAAGAGCUCUAGAGUGUCCUAUCUGCAGGACCGUGUCCUCCACCCCUGAGCCUCCGGUCAACAUCGUUUUGCACAACAUGUGUGAAGCGGUAAUGAAGGAGCGCAACCGGAGGAUGUCAGUGGAGAUGGAGGGUCUCUGCAGUAUACACCAUGAAGCUCUUACUCUGUUCUGUGUGAAGGAUCAGAGACCUAUUUGUACCAAGUGCAAGAACUCCAGAUUACACAGCAGGCACACUGUCAGCUCCAUACGGGAAGCAUCACAAGACCUCAAGCAAUUACUCCAGAUGAAAUUGAAGCCCUUACAUGAGAAGAUUAGACUCUAUGAGGACUUUAAACAAUCCUGUCUUAAUACUGGAGAUCACAUAAAGAAGCAGAGCCAAACCACAGAGGUAAUGAUCAGGAAGGAAUUUGAAAGGCUUCACCAAUUUCUCUGGGAUGAAGAGAAAGCUAGAAUAGCUGCACUGAGAGAGGAAGAAGAGCAGAGAAGUCAGGCGAUGAAGAGAAAGAUUGACAAGAUCACAAUUCAAAUAUCCAUCGUCUUGGACACCAUCAAGGCCAUUGAGAAGCAGACACAAGGAGACGAUUUGCUAUUUCUCCUGAACUACAAUACGUUACUAGAAAAAACUCAAGCUAAACUAGAAAAUCCAGAGAAGUUAUCUGGAGUUCUGAUCAAUGUGGCAAAGCAUCUGAGCAACCUGAGCUUCCAAGUGUCAGAGAAGAUACACAGCUUUGUACAAUACACCCCUGUCGCACUGGACCCCAACACUGCUCACGCAGGCCUGAUGGUCUCUGAUGAUCUAAUCACGGUGGCAUAUAAAGGCGAACUUCAGCAGGUUCCUGAUAACUCCGAGAGGUUUGAGGGUUAUGUGAGUGUCAUAGGCUCUGAGGGCUUUAAUUCAGGCACACACUGCUGGGAUGUUGAGGUUGGAAACAACACAGCCUGGGCCGUAGGAGUCAUCUCAGAGUCUGUGUGUAAGCACAGAGAGAACCUCUCACAGUUUGGCAUAUGGUACAUAGGUUUCUCUAAUGGCAAAUACGGUAAAGGAUACGCACCUGAGGUUCUGACCCCACUGCGAGUUAGCAAAGCAAUCCAGAGGAUCAGGGUUCAGGUGGACUUUGACAAAGGCAAGGUGAUCUUCACUGACUCAGCCCAGAACACCUGUCUGCACAUUUUCAAACAGACUUUCAGGGAAAGAGUUUUCCCUUAUUUUUACAGCCACUGUAAACUCCAUCCUCUGAGAAUAUUACCAGUAAAGUCUUCAAUGCCCAUUCAGAUAACAGUUAGAUAACACCAGACAGCACUAGACUCAGGAAGAAUUUAAAAUAAAGCUGUCUUACACACACACACACACAAACACACUAAUAUCCUCAUUCACACCUAGGGGCAAUUUAUUAUGAGAAGGCAUGCUGGUUUUGGCUAUACUAAACUGCCCCUAGGUGUGGAUGUGAGUGUGGAUGGUGCCCUGAGAUGGACUGGCAGUUCCGCCAGGAUGAAUUCUCCUGUCAUAAUCCAGUGAAUAAAAUAUAAAGGUGCCUUGCCUUUAUAAAAAUAUUUACCACAAUUGCUGUGAAACCCCUAAAUUAGUUAUUUCGGAACAUGACUACACAAUCAUAUUUUUAAUUUGCUAAUAAAGAAUCCCAUACCAUUAGAAACCUUUGUCUGUAGCCGAAAAUAUGGUCUUAAUUACAGCUCCCAAACCAUGUUCAUUUGUAAUCAUUAUAUAUUAAUAUGGGGUGCCAGAUUAUAACCUUUAUCAUGCCAGUCACAGUCUAAUAGCCAUAUGAUUCACACCCCAGAUUUAAAGUGACCAACAGGGAGAGUACCGAGUGCUUCUAUAUGAUGGGAUAUUCUUGUUGUUCUGAAUUAAUUUCAAAUAAAAAUAAAGAACCUUUUUGCACUGUGGGAUCUAUGUCUAAGCCUGAAACCUAUGACACUGCUUUAAUUUUGAUGAGCAAUCUUCUCAAAAAUCUGAUCAGAAUCAUAUCAAAUUAUUUUCAAGUUGAAGACAAAUCAUUCAAUCAAGUUUCAAUUAAGUGCCUUGUUACUGAAAUCUUUAGUUGCCUUGGUGGAGCAGUCGUUGGUUGUAACAUGACUUGUAAAUUGCUAACUUUUCUUGACUAUUUCUUCUUGAAUAAAGUGCUAAAGCCAG